AUGGCCCCCGUCACACUCACCCAGGAGCAGCUGCUUAACCUUCGUUCUAUUCCGCCCUACGACUACAAGAUGGCCUCGCAGACGCAGACACGCUCUCCCCAGAUGCCCGCUACGGCUUCCACCGACGCCUCCUCCCAGGCUGACUACUUCACAUCCUCACUGAGCUCGGCGACCAACUCGUCCCGCAACUCGGUCGAGUACCAUGACCGCGCCGUCGUUGCCGUUGAGACCCCCAGCGGUACUGCCAUUACCACCACCCACAAGACCAAGAACCCCCUGCCCCCGCUCUCCCGCGAGUACCCCAAGCCCGCCGACGAGAUCGACGUCGAGGAGGCCCUCGCCCGCAAGCCCGGCCGCUGGUCUGUCAGGGGCGCCAUCGCCGCCGAGAGACCUGUCCAGGUCGUCGACGAGGAGAAAAUCAAGGCCCAGCGCCGCAAGGCCCUCGAGGACGUCAAGAAGGAGCUGUUCGCCGCCAGCGAGACCCUCAAGACGGCCCCGAUUCCGUCGCGCAACAACACCAAAUUCUAG
Messenger RNA from Colletotrichum higginsianum IMI 349063, 528 nucleotides. RefSeq lists its product as uncharacterized. The coding region runs from base 1 to 528 and encodes 175 amino acids. The transcript has a single exon. Lineage: Eukaryota; Fungi; Ascomycota; Sordariomycetes; Glomerellales; Glomerellaceae. The record is from RefSeq and is a predicted model, not a curated record.